Triticum aestivum (bread wheat) is the source of this 3612-nucleotide messenger RNA. RefSeq names its product chaperone protein ClpB1. Gene Ontology annotation, biological process: cellular response to heat. Gene Ontology annotation, cellular component: cytoplasm. The transcript is spliced from 5 exons. The coding region runs from base 395 to 2269 and encodes 624 amino acids. The record is from RefSeq and is a predicted model, not a curated record. Lineage: Eukaryota; Viridiplantae; Streptophyta; Magnoliopsida; Poales; Poaceae. Gene Ontology annotation, molecular function: ATP hydrolysis activity; ATP binding.
UUGCCCUGAGUUGUUACCCUUCGCAUCUCUUCGUGGCGGCGCGCCGAACCUAACCGCGCAACCGCUUGGUCCGCCGGCCGCCGUUGCCUCGCGCCAACCCCAGACCCAAUAGGCACCAGAGGUGCACUCGGAUUUCCUCUCCUGGCCGAGCCGACGGCGUGGGUGAGCUCUACUCCCUCCAAAUCGGAGACGGAAGGCCCUGCCCUGCGCAGCCUACAUAUAUAUAUGCACCCCACAACCACUUGCCACAUCGAUCGAAUCGAGCCUUGGAACAAUGUCGUCGUGGUCAGGCCUCGCCUUCGUCGUAGCCUCCGCCGUCACGGGCAGUGCCGUGACGCUGGCGGCGUCGGCGUUCUAAGACCUCUACUUCCAGCGCUCGCAUGCCUUCGACAUCAUGCCCCCGGAUCUGUCCCCUGGCAGCCGGUACAUCUACACCCGCGCCCAGAACAACGACAAGGCGGAGCGGGCCAUCACCACCUGCAGCGUGCUCAGCGCCUUGGACGCCGGCAGGGCUGAUCCGGUCGUCGGCCGCAACGACGAGAUUGACCGCGUCAUCUGCAUCCUCUGCCGCCGCACCAAGAACUGCGCCGCGCUUGUCGGCGCCGCGGGGGUCGGUAAGACGGCCAUCGUUGAGGGCCUCGCCCAACGCAUCGCCGCCGGGAACGUCCCGGACAUGCUGGCAGGAGCGCGCAUCCUGGAGCUCGACAUGGGGGCGGUUGUUGCCGGGACAUGCUGGCGUGGCAUGUUCGAAGAGCGCUUGAAAGACGCCAUCAAGCACGCGGAGGAGGCAGGAGGCAAGGUGAUCCUCUUCAUUGAUGAGUUGCACAUGAUUGUUGGCGCCGGCGAUAAAGGAGGCCCCAUGGACGCCGCCAAUAUCCUCAAGCCAGCAUUAGCCCGCGGCCGCAUCCGUUGUGUGGGUGCUACCACUUGCCAAGAGUACCAAAGGUAUAUCCAGACGGACGCUGCACUUGAGCGCCGGUUCCAGAAGGUUGUCGUCGAGGAACCAAGCGUGCAGGGCACCAUCACCAUCCUAAAAGGGCUGAAACAGCGGUACCAAGAGCACCAUGGCUUGAAAAUCCAGGACGAUGCUCUCGUUGCUGCAGCACAGCUCGCCGCCCGUUAUAUUACUGGUCGCCAGUUUCCUGACAAGGCGAUUGAUUUGAUUGACGAGGCAUGCUCUACUGCAAAGGUACAUUUUGACAAGCAGAAAGUGGAGAAUAAUAUAAUUAGCUCUAUAUUUGCACCGAAGGAGUUAACUGUUGGCCCAGAUCAUGUCGCACAGGUUGUCAGUCGAUGCACUAGAAUCCCUCUCACGACACUUGGUCAAGAGGAGAAGGAGAAGUUAGUCCACCUAGCGGAAAAAUUGCAUGAGCGAGUCAUCGGUCAGGAUGAAGCGGUCAAUUUGGUUGCGCAAGCGGUGCUACGUUCUAGGGUUGGUUUUGGUCAAUCUAGCCGACCGAUAGGUUCAUUCCUCUUUUUGGGGCCGCUUGGUGUUGGAAAAACAGAACUCGCAAAAGCUCUCGCCGAGAGGAUAUUUCACAAUGAGAAGAUGUUGAUCCGCUUUGAUAUGUCGGAAUAUGCUGAGAGUGGGUCUCUGUCGCGCCUCAUUGGGGGACCUCGAAGCUAUGAAGAAGAUGGAAAACUUACCGAGAAAGUCAAGAGGUCUCCAUACAGUGUUGUCCUUUUCGAUCAGGUGGAUAAGGCAGACCCCUCAAUAUUCAAGGUUUUUAUCCAACUCCUUGAUGAUGGUACGUUGACCGAUGGCAAAGGACACGUCGUAGAUUUUAAAAACACUAUCAUCAUUAUGACCUCAACUCUAGGAGCAGAGCACCUAACAACAAGAAUGGGCAUAGGAAACACAGUCAAAGCUGGUCGGGGUCUUCUUAUGGGGCAGGUUCUGAAACGCUUGAAGCCUGAACUUAUUGACAGACUGAGUGAGGUUGUGAUAUUUGAGCUGCUUUCACACGACGAACUGAAGGAAAUAUUGAAAAUCCAGAUGAAGGAUGUCAUUGCCACAGUAGCUAACAAGGGCGUCUCUCUAUUUAUAACUGAUGCCGCGCAGGAUGUCAUUUUGUCGGAAUCAUACCACCUGGUAAGUGGCGCAAGGCCCAUAAGGAGAUGGGUGGAGAAGAAUGUGACGACAGUUCUUUCAAACAUGCUGGUCAAUGGAGAAGCUUGUGAAGGCUCGACCAUCUCCAUCGAUGCUGCAGAUGUUAACAGGGGGCUGAGGUACCAUGUACUGAAGAAGCAGGGGAGCACAGACCCAUAAAGCCAACGACGAGUUCUGCCGUGGUCACUCCAUAGCAGCAUCUGACAAAAACAGUGGAUGUAUAUAGGUUGUUUCUGAUUUAUGAUGGGUAUUUAGCUUUGUGUAACAAGCUGUAUGCACACAUACAAAUAUAUCCAGGUUGAUCAAGGUUAUUGAGCUAUACAAUUGCAGUAAGUGUGAGUUUUGCCAUGGCCAGUCCAUGCUCUGUGUGUAGUACACACAUAAACAAAUAUAUCCAGAUUGAUCAAAGCUACUCAGUACAUUGUCACAUUUAGUUAGUUGCAUUUACUAUAUUUCUUACUUGCUUUUUUAAACUGUCCGCCUUUCGGGGGUUGUCAUAAGCAGGGCCAAGAGGAUUUUUUUUCUAGGACUAUUGUAUCGGCUAUUUAUGAUGCGCACAAUGAAGUGUUCCUGCACUGGCACUAUUUUAGGACCGCAAAUACUAAUAGUGUAACAGAUGAUACAUUUUUUUUGUCUGUGUGAUCUAUGGCACCUGCCUGCUGAUUGUAAUUUCCUACAUCAACAGGAGUGAAGCAAGCACUGAUAUUAUUGUCGGAUAAAACGGACUUGGCCAAUCUUGGAAAUGGUCUGCAGAGCUUGGCAUGUCUCUUUCGUGCUGUGGGAUGUCCUCCAUCUCCAAAGAAUUGUAUAACUGACAAUUGCCUUGUUGUUUUAAGUUAAUGCUGGAUUGUGUCAGUCUUGUUGUGUCUCCCCAUGCAUCACCAUGGAGAAUUAUGUUGUACAUCAAUGCCUACUUCAGGCAGUGCUGAUUUAUCAUAUAUAUUGUCUUCCCGAAAGCUAUGCAUUGUUCACAGUAGGUUACUUUUUAGCUAGUUAAUAGCUGCAUGUUUUUUAUAGGUUGAUUGUUUGUGUGAGAUUAGUCUUAGUAUUUAUGAAGCCUGAUCUUGUACAGGAAGAAGCAUUCUCCAGCUUAGAUUUACCAACUUUUAUGUCUUAUGAAGAUUUUUUGCGCCUGUAGGUUUUCUAUCAUCUCCACUGUCGGUACAACGUCAAGCCUGGAAGCAGCUGGAGUGAAUGUUACAAAAGUUGGAACAGAUUACACAUUUUCCUGAAAUGGUAUGCUUAAUUUAAUGUUUAGCUGGUGAAGCAUUUCUUAAAAUGGUUUUAUUCUAAGGGUGACGCUACGCGUCCACCGGCGUAAAUUGAAAAAGAUCCGCCGCCACGCUGACCAUUGGAUAGAGACAUAAUGACCGUCCGAUCUACCAAUGUAAGCAACCAUCUUUUGCAACAAGAGUGGUGUUUCCGCAACAGUCUGCUUGUUGCGAUCACCCGAGCGUGUUUUUUUUGCAACAAAGAUCUUGUUGCAGAAAUUUUAAAGAUCA